GACUCCUCCCUCAGGCAUAUUAAGCUCAGGGCUCUACCGAAGGGACGGGAUCUCCUGAGAGCCUCUAGAGCAGCCCUGCAUCUUGACCGCUACACACACACGCUUGACCAGCUGAGCAGGAUGCCUUUCGGUGGGGGAAACCCGUGUGGCUGCUGCCAUAAGACUGUCUACUUUGCUGAGGAAAUGCAGUGUGAAGGGAAGAGCUUCCACAAGUCCUGCUUCCUGUGCAUGGCCUGUAAAAAGAACCUGGACAGCACAACAGUGGCUGUCCACGGGGAUGAGAUCUACUGCAAGUCCUGCUACGGCAAGAAGUAUGGACCAAAAGGCUACGGCUUUGGCGGUGGAGCAGGAACCCUGAGUAUGGAUACUGGUGAACACCUGGGGAUCAGACCAGAGGGACAAUCUUCUCAUCGCCCCACCAACAACCCCAACGCCUCCAAGUUUGCCCAGAAGUUCGGCAGCUCAGACGUCUGUCCACGCUGUGGGACGGCCGUGUAUGCGGCAGAGAAGGUUGUGGGGGGAGGAAAUUCCUGGCAUAAGAGCUGCUUUAGGUGUGCUAAGUGUGGUAAAGGCCUGGAGUCAACAACGCUGGCGGACAAAGAUGGAGAAAUCUACUGUAAAGCGUGCUAUGCCAAGAAUUUCGGACCAAAGGGCUUUGGUUUUGGCCAGGGUGCCGGUGCCUUGGCACAUGCCCAGUAGGCACAUGCCCACGCCAUGCCACUGGUGCCCAUCCCACGCAGACGUGUGUUCCUGACCACGACGCCUCCCACCCUCGAGUGUGAAGAUGUGUAUACGGCAACCCCCCCCGCCCAGCCCCCCCCCCGUUGGACGCAAUACCACAUGCCAUGCGUACACUUCCCAAAGGCUUACGCUCCUGAAGGCUUCAACUCCUGUUUCCUUGCACGCACACACACACACACACACACACACACACACACACACACACACGUCUAGAACUGGCUCUGGAGAGAGAGAGAGAAAGAACCCAGAUGCGAGACCUUUCCCCCAUCACUGGCAGCAUCAAACUGUGGACUACGUCAUGCCCUGAUUCCCACUUCAAUUCAUUUAACCAUUUGUAGUAUGAUAGUACAGCUCAAUUCAAUUGAAUUUUGAAUGCCACCAGUACCACAAUUGAGAUGGUCUGUUUGAAGAGCCCAGAGUCUGAAUUCAAAUUAGGCCUAAUCUUAUAGAUUUUCAUCUGAACAGGGCCAAAUUGGGCCUAAUCUUAUAGAUGUUCACCUGAACAGGUCCAAAUUAGGCCUAAUUUUAUAUCACCUGAACAGGGCCAAAUUAGGCCUAAUCUUAUAGAUGUUCACCUGAACAGGGCCAAAUUGGGCCUAAUCUUAUAGAUGUUCACCUGAACAGGUCCAAAUUAGGCCUAAUUUUAUAUCACCUGAACAGGGCCAAAUUAGGGGUCACAUUCCUUUUCAGCUGUCAGCUCAUGUCCAGCAGGCCUCCGUAGUUUCAGGUGCCACGCAAUUCACCGGCUGGACUUCAGACAAAGUCUUAUCCUUUAUUAUUUGACUCCCUUAUCACAUUGUGUCACAGAUAUGCAACGUUAUUCUCUUUGCUGUGGAGCUUGGUCGCCUCUAUCUGUGUGUGCCUGAAAGGCUCUUUUGUGUGGAAGCCUGCCGUCUGUGUUUACUUAGCUGAGCGGCGUAUCGGUCAGCCCCUCGGUGAAAGACACACACAGUGCAGAGGCACCAGCUACAGUGACCGAGUCGAGACUCAAAAGCAUCAAAGUCUCUUUGAUAUUCAGUAAAUAUUCAGUAAAUAAGAAAUGUUCAAGUCUUACAUGCUUUAGGCAGCGUUGUUCAAGUUACAGCGAGACAAGGCGCUUCAAGAGAAAUGAAUAUCUGCGGCACUGCUGUUGCUUCAGUAAACAAUAUUGUUUUAUUAUGUUAUUAUUAAUAUUAUUCCAUCUUUAUUUUGUCUCUCUGUGCUUGGUUGGCAUGACUGUUUGCUUUGGUCAGUGAGAUAAAUGCAUCUUGUCAUCAUAA
Messenger RNA from Sardina pilchardus (European sardine), 2000 nucleotides. It is a transcript of the gene csrp1b, whose product is annotated as cysteine and glycine-rich protein 1b. The coding region runs from base 121 to 699 and encodes 192 amino acids. The transcript has 6 exons. Gene Ontology annotation, biological process: muscle tissue development; sarcomere organization. Gene Ontology annotation, cellular component: cytoplasm; Z disc; nucleus. NCBI's taxonomy places the organism in Eukaryota, Metazoa, Chordata, Actinopteri, Clupeiformes, Clupeidae. Gene Ontology annotation, molecular function: structural constituent of muscle; actinin binding. The record is from RefSeq and is a predicted model, not a curated record.